AUGAAUUUAGUCCUCAGAGGCCUAACAUGGAAAGCGGUGUUAGCCUUUCUGGACGAUAUAGUAGUGCUUGGUAAAAGUUUCAGAGACCAUAUGGUUAAUCUGAAAGAGGCCUUGCAGAGGUUUCGCACAUACAAGCUGAAACUGAAGCCUAAGAAAUGUAUCUUUUUUCAGAAAGAUAUAGAAUUCUUGGGAAGGAAUGUCAGUGGCAAUAGCUUAGCUAUGUCUAAGACUGACAUUGAAGUGGUCCAGCAAUGGCCGGUUCCAACAUGUGCAAAGCAUGUGGAACGGUUUAUGGGUUUAGCGAACUACCAUAGAGGCUUCGUUAAGAACUUUUCGAAGUUAGCUGAACCUCUGUAUGCUGUGACAGGCCAACGUCAGUUUGUAUGGCGGGAAGAGCAGGCUAGAGCUUUUGAAGCUUUAAAAGAAGCUCUGACGCAGCCGCCUGUGUUGGCCUUGCCAACCGAAACUGAUAAAUUCAUCUGGACACGGAUGCCUCUAAUAAUUCUAUUGGAGCAGAAUACUUCAGGUCCAGGAUGGCAAAGAAAAGGUCAUUGCAUAUGGUAG
Mercenaria mercenaria is the source of this 564-nucleotide messenger RNA. RefSeq lists its product as uncharacterized. NCBI's taxonomy places the organism in Eukaryota, Metazoa, Mollusca, Bivalvia, Venerida, Veneridae. The record is from RefSeq and is a predicted model, not a curated record. The transcript has a single exon. The coding region runs from base 1 to 564 and encodes 187 amino acids.